GUAGACGAGAGUGUCCCACAAAAAAAAUACAUGUUGCAACGGUGGAGUUGUGGAAAUUAUUUUGGGUAGAUGGCGGUCUAUGACUGUGAAAUGGAGUAUCGUAUAGAGAGAAGAGAACAUAAGGUUUGGAGAGAUAUGUAUUGAGACACCGCCUGCGCCAAUUAUCGUCCACAUCUCUUAUUUCCUUUCAAUCCGGCCCACAAUUAUAAGGUCUCCCUCUCACUCUUCACCCAAGGCAGACCUUAACACCCUUCUCUCUCUCUCUUUCUCUCUCUCUCAAACUCUGCUUGAGUUAUUCAGAUUGUGUAGUGGCAGUCAUGGCUCAGGCUCUGGUUCAGUCGACUAACUACCUUUCAUCAGUUUCUGUUGGAAGAGAUGGUCAAUUCAAGCAAUCUGGAAAAACUAAAAGGCCAGCUACAAUGGUAUGUAGUUUACAAACACCUCCCCUUAGGAUGGGGAGUUUCUCAGGAUUGCGAGGAUCCAAUGCUUUAGAUAUGAUGGUAAGAUCCGGACAAACCUUACAUUCCAAGGUGGCAGCUGCGACUUCUGUGCAGCGAGGAAGGGGAUGUCGUGUUGUACCAAAGGCUAUGUUUGAGCGGUUCACAGAGAAAGCAAUAAAAGUUAUAAUGCUUGCCCAAGAGGAGGCAAGACGGCUCGGUCACAAUUUUGUUGGUACAGAGCAGAUUUUAUUGGGUCUUAUUGGUGAGGGCACUGGCAUUGCUGCCAAGGUCCUCAAGUCCAUGGGAAUCAAUUUGAAAGAUGCUCGUGUGGAAGUAGAGAAGAUAAUUGGAAGGGGCAGUGGAUUUGUUGCUGUGGAGAUCCCAUUUACUCCUCGUGCAAAGCGCGUUUUAGAACUCUCGCUAGAGGAAGCCCGCCAGCUUGGCCAUAAUUAUAUUGGAUCAGAGCACUUGCUACUGGGAUUGCUGCGUGAGGGUGAAGGUGUAGCAGCCCGGGUUCUUGAGAAUUUAGGUGCUGAUCCGAGCAAUAUUCGUACACAGGUUAUUCGAAUGGUUGGUGAGAGUGCAGAAGCUGUUGGUGCUGGUGUGGGAGGUGGAAGUUCUGGCAACAAGAUGCCCACACUGGAGGAGUAUGGCACUAAUUUGACGAAGAUGGCAGAGGAGGGUAAACUGGAUCCUGUUGUUGGAAGGCAGCAGCAAAUCGAACGGGUAACACAAAUUUUGGGCCGGCGAACAAAAAAUAAUCCUUGUCUCAUUGGGGAACCUGGCGUUGGGAAAACAGCUAUUGCUGAAGGCCUUGCUCAAAGAAUUGCAACUGGUGAUGUUCCAGAAACAAUUGAAGGGAAGAAAGUUAUAACACUGGAUAUGGGUCUUCUAGUUGCUGGCACAAAAUAUCGUGGAGAGUUUGAGGAAAGAUUGAAGAAGCUGAUGGAGGAAAUUAAACAAAGUGAUGAAAUUAUACUUUUCAUUGAUGAGGUGCACACAUUAAUUGGAGCAGGAGCGGCAGAAGGGGCAAUUGAUGCUGCGAACAUAUUGAAACCAGCUCUUGCUAGAGGUGAACUGCAGUGUAUUGGGGCUACAACCCUGGAUGAAUACAGAAAGCACAUUGAGAAAGACCCUGCUCUGGAAAGACGAUUCCAACCAGUGAGAGUACCUGAACCCACUGUGGAUGAAACAAUACAGAUUUUGAAAGGACUUCGAGAGCGAUAUGAGAUUCAUCAUAAGCUCCGUUACACUGAUGAAGCCUUAGUUUCUGCAGCCCAUCUGUCAUACCAGUACAUCAGUGACCGUUUUCUGCCUGAUAAAGCAAUUGACUUGGUUGAUGAGGCUGGUUCUCGUGUUCGACUUCGUCAUGCACAGCUCCCAGAGGAAGCCAGAGAGCUUGAGAAAGAGCUCAGGCAGAUCACAAAGGAGAAGAAUGAAGCUGUCCGUGGUCAAGACUUUGAAAAGGCUGGAGAGUUACGAGAUAGGGAAAUGGAUCUUAAGGCACAGAUAUCCACUCUUGUAGACAAAAACAAAGAGAUGAGCAAGGCAGAAACCGAGGCAGGGGAUGGGGGCCCGGUUGUGACAGAAGUUGACAUUCAGCACAUUGUCUCUGCUUGGACUGGCAUACCUGUUGAGAAAGUGUCUACUGAUGAAUCUGAUCGCCUCCUCAAAAUGGAAGAGACCCUCCACAAACGAGUCAUUGGUCAGGAUGAAGCUGUCAAAGCCAUCAGCCGUGCUAUUCGUCGUGCCCGUGUUGGGCUUAAGAACCCCAACCGGCCAAUUGCUAGCUUCAUCUUCUCUGGGCCAACUGGUGUCGGAAAGUCAGAACUGGCAAAAACACUGGCGGCCUACUACUUUGGGUCAGAAGAAGCCAUGAUCCGGCUUGAUAUGAGUGAGUUCAUGGAGAGACACACUGUCUCGAAGCUCAUUGGUUCACCACCUGGUUAUGUUGGUUACACUGAAGGUGGUCAGCUAACUGAGGCUGUUAGACGCCGUCCUUACACUGUUGUGCUCUUCGAUGAAAUUGAAAAGGCUCAUCCAGAUGUCUUCAAUAUGAUGCUUCAGAUUCUUGAGGAUGGAAGGUUGACAGACAGCAAGGGCAGAACUGUGGACUUCAAGAAUACACUUUUGAUUAUGACUUCCAAUGUUGGAAGUAGUGUGAUUGAGAAGGGAGGUCGUCGUAUUGGUUUUGAUCUUGAUUAUGAUGAGAAGGAUAGCAGUUACAAUAGAAUUAAAAGCUUGGUGACCGAAGAACUGAAACAAUAUUUCAGACCAGAGUUCCUGAACAGAUUGGAUGAGAUGAUUGUGUUCCGACAGCUCACCAAGCUGGAGGUGAAAGAGAUUGCUGAUAUAAUGUUGAAAGAGGUUUUUGAGAGGCUGAAAACCAAGGAGAUAGAGCUUCAGGUAACAGAAAGGUUUAGGGAUAGGGUGGUUGAAGAAGGGUACAACCCAAGCUAUGGUGCGAGGCCACUAAGGAGAGCCAUUAUGAGACUGUUGGAGGAUAGUAUGGCUGAGAAAAUGCUUGCACGGGAGAUCAAAGAGGGUGAUUCAGUCAUCGUCGAUGUUGAUUCUGAUGGUAACGUGACUGUCCUCAAUGGUAGCAGUGGUGCUCCUCCAGAGUCAUUACCAGAGCCUAUUCCGGUGUAGACCAAAGCUUUUCAUAUUGUGAUAUAUACCAAUAUGUUGUUUGUACUGCUGCUUUUUAUUAUUGGUUAGUAAUACGUUUAUAUUUUUGUUGAAGAAACUGGUUGGGAGUAGAUUAGAAGCGGAAGCAGAGUCAAUCGUGUCCAAGUUUGAGGGAUGUAUCUACUCUCAAUUGUAUGCACAGUUCAGUCACUCAUCAGUUGUUUGUGUUAGAUUGCAGACAUUCACAAUUUGGUAGCAGCAAUAGGUGUAAAAUCAUGUCGUUGCUUAUAGUGUUACAAUACCUCUUGGCUGUGAGAUUUAUGUUCUUUUGCCCUGUAUAAGGUUAUGUAAUUGCAAUGCCAAUGACAGCUGCUAGUUCCCCGUU
Messenger RNA from Ilex paraguariensis (yerba mate), 3453 nucleotides. Lineage: Eukaryota; Viridiplantae; Streptophyta; Magnoliopsida; Aquifoliales; Aquifoliaceae. The record is from the annotation of a GenBank genome assembly.